UAGCGCACUUAUUCGUCUCGUCUGUGACGUACCGGCAGGCUUUGUGUUCUUUCAAUAUAUCUCGUUGAAUAUAUUUCCAUAUAGACUAUAAUCCGGAUGAAGGGAUUUUUUAAACGACAGUCUUGACGUUGAAACUGGUCGGACCCGAUUCCUGUCGGAACGUGAAUAUUAAACAUGGAUUCGGAUUUGUUUAUGGAGUGUGAGGAGGAGGAGCUGGAGCCAUGGCAACAGCAGUCUAUGGAUGAACCAGCCGGAAAUGCUGAAAGCAGUACUCCCACCGUGACUUCCACUCCAGCCCCGGUGGUUGAUGUUCCGGCUCCGCCUAAGACCAUGGUGAUCCCAAGCCUAACUUCUGUAGUAAAUACAGCAAACACAGUUCCGCUGAUCACAAACACAAUUACUCAACGUGCUGUCGUGCCGACUGAGAUCCCUAAAGCAGUGCAAGGGCAGCCGGUCAUCUUGGCACCAGGAGGAGGAGGACUGGGCACUGUGGCUCUGUCACAGGUUCUCCUGCCUGGAACAUCUAUUGCCAAUGUUACCAACAGUCAGCCGAUCUACUUUACCACACAGGGUCUUCCUGUCCAGAAUAUCCAGCCUGGCCAGGGUCCAAUGAGCUUAGUGCUGAAUGUUCAACAAGGCCAAACUGUUCGACCCAUUACUCUACUCCAGGCACCUGGCACACAAAUUUUUAAACCAGCCCUCGGAGCAACCCAAAUAAUUACCCAGCCUGCUCAAAUAAGGGCUGGAGCUCCAGUUGCAAACAGAGCCCAAACGCCUAGUACUUUCAGCACAGUGCAGAUCCCUGCUACUCUCACUUUUCGUACCACAAACGCAGUCACCCCAACAGCUGCCAGUUCUCUACCCAUCGUUUCUACUACAACCAUUACUCAGCCUACCAGAACCACUACUAAAAUUGUGACAAUAAAGCAAGGAAAUGGACCCUUAGACAUGCAAAACCUAAUGAAUCUUGUGAAGUCUGUGAACCUUCCUGGUGGGGCUCAGGCGCAGACAUUUGUAGUCAUGAGCAAUCAAAAUACCAAAAACGGUCCUGUUGUUUCCUCUGCUGUUCCUAUCAUCUCACAAAAUGUCAUCCAAACGAUCCCACUUCCAAAUGCAACAUCAUCAACAACCACUCAUUUGUGUCCUCGUUGUGGAGCUCAGUUCAGAAUGAUUGAGGCUCUACGGGGUCAUAUGUGUUUUUGCUGCCCAGAUCUGGUCCACAUGACUGAAACAAGCAGUACCCCAACAGCUGUGAAACCCCCAGCAACACCACCUAAGAGUGCCUCUGUUGUGCCUAGUGCCAAGCUGGAUAGCCCACCUAGCAAAACAGGAGAUAGUCAUCCCAGACUCGUUAUGCUGGUUGAUGAUUUUUACUACGGCACAUUUGAGGGAAAUCGAGUCUAUGUACCAAUGGACAACUCAAAAGAACCGUUAUCAUUCAGAUGCCUGACCUGUAGCAAGAAACUGAAGAAUAAUAUUAGACUUAUGAACCAUAUGAGGUACCAUGUUGAACUGGAUCAGCAAAAUGGGGAGAUGGACAACCACACAUCCUGUCAGCAUUGUUACCGUCGCUUUCCCACACCGUUUCGUCUGCAGUGCCACCUGGAGAGUGUCCAUACGUCCAUUGAGUCAUCUACCAAGUGUAAGAUAUGUGAGUGGUCCUUUGAGAGUGAGCCAGUGUUCCUGCAGCACAUGAAGAACUCCCACAAACCCGGAGAGAUGCCUUAUGUGUGCCAGGUGUGUGAAUACCGUUCCUCCUUCUACUCUGAUGUGUUUAACCACUUUCGGACCUGGCAUGAGGAUACCCGCCACCUUCUCUGCCAGUAUUGCCUGAAGGUUUUCAAGCAUUCCACCAGUUACCAGCAACACUACGUUCGUCAUCAGAAAUCAACGGUUUACCACUGUAACAAAUGCCGUCUUCAGUUCCUAUUCACAAAGGACAAAGUUGAGCAUAAAAUAAAUCACCACAGGACUUUCCGAAAGCCCCGUGAAUUGGACGGACUGCAGCCUGGAACAAAAGUGACCAUUAGGGCAUAUGUUGGGAAAAAACCACCAGGUCAGGCAUCUUCAAAAGCAUCCACUAAUAUUCAGAAGAAUAGUAAUAGCAGUUCACAAUCGACAACUCUGAGUGGCGAACAGCAAUCAGAACAACAGCAACAACCUGGGAAGAAACAGGUCAGCAAGAUGUUUCAGUUCCUGUCCAAGUUCCAAGAGCAGAGGGCUCAACUGGGCAGACAUAAGUGUGUGGAGUGCACUUUUGACAUUCCAGACUUUGCGAAUCACUACCCUACUUAUGUUCACUGUUCACUCUGCUUCUAUAGCACAUGCUGUUCUCGUGCUUAUGCAAAUCACAUGAUCAACAAUCAUGUUCCUGGAAGGGCUCCAAAACCUUCUAAAAAAAGCCCUCCAAGCGUUGUGAAGCUGAGUUGUGCAGGUUGUGAAUACUCCACUGCUCAUGGAAAUUUGAUGGCCAAACAUCUCAUCAAGUUCCCUGCUCACUCCUACUGUUUAUUCAUGCGCAAAGAGUGUUUGGAGACAGAUAUUGAGUUCUGCCAUGUUGAGGAGGAGGUGGAGGGUCCACAAGGGGAUGAAGCUAGUGAUGUUGGGACACAGCCUGACUGGUUGUCCAUGAAACAGUGGAAUGUGCCCAAAGAGGAAGGAACAGUGCCAGAAUUCAUGGAAAGUUGUGGCCCACGGCAUAUAAUGACCAGGAAUCAUGAUGUCCUCGACUACUUCCAGGUUCUGUUUCCUGACGCCCUCUUUGAGCUGAUUGUUUGUGAGACCAACGCCUAUGCCACUUAUUGCUGCUCUUCAGGGCAGGGGGACACAUCCUGGCAUCCUGUGUCUGUACAGGAAAUCAAAGGCUUUUUUGGUCUGUCUAUCCUUAUGGGGCUUCAAAACCUGGUGGAGCCAGACUCGUACUGGACGUGGGAACAACACCAAGGCCGCUAUGGCUCUAGAACAUGGGAGCUGGUUUACAGGACCAUGUCGGUCAAUCGCUUUAAGCAGAUCAGCACUUACAUCCGAAUGAGCAGCAUGCUUGUGGAGAAUGACAGCCAGAGUGCUGACAAGUUGUCAUUUUUUCAGCCGAUGCUCAGCAUCCUGGAGAAAAGUAUGCAAGAGGCCUACAGGCCUAACAAGUGCUUGACAAUUGAUCAAGCUUUCCUACCAAGCCACGAUAAGGGAACAGCUCAGGAGAAGAGUAAAAAUUCUCAGCCAAAGAUAUGGCUACUGUGUGACUCAAAGUCAGGCUUUUGCCAUAAACUGCUGGUCUCAACACGACAGGAGAAGCACAAAGACUUAGGAAGAUCAGUUGUGCCACAUCUCACAGAGGGCCUUGUGGGUAAACAUCACAAUAUCUUCUUGUCCAGCUCACUUGCCUCUGUGCAACUCAUGAAGGAGCUCUAUGAUAGUGGUAUAUACUGCUCCAGCUCUGUCCUGCCUCAAAGUGCAGUUUUGCCCAAGGAGUUUUGGGACGAACCUCCACUGGAAAAUCCAGGCAAUUUUAGACAGUAUGAGUUCGCCCCACUUCUUGCCACUAGAUGGAAAGAUACCAAAGAGUUGGUAUGCCUCUCCACAAAUGCUAACGCAGGCCAGGCAGAUGUGGUGUGGAGGAGGUCUCCUACUAAAAUGGGUGAGCUUUGUACCAUUGAAAGACCACAGGCCUUCAAGCUGCUCCAAGACAACAUGCGGGGAGUCGAUAUCUGUAAUCAGCUGCUGACAUGCAAUCAACUUGGUGGGUUAGAUCUUGACACCAACUGGCGGCGUCUCUUCUGGUUCUUUGUAAACUUGAGCGUCAUCAACUCUUUUAUUGUCUUACGAGAGACCCGCAAAGACAACCCACCAGUGUGGCUCCCAGGGGGUCACUUUUCCCAAGCCAUUUUCCGUAAACGUCUGGGCUACCAGCUUGCCAAGUGUGCCGAAAGACACACUCUCCAGAACCAAAUCCACAAUAGCAUACUUGAGCAACAGACUGUAAAAAAAGAAAGUCAAGAGGUGCAAGAAGAGGUGCAAGAAGAGGUCAGACAUCGAUUAGGCAAAAUAACUCAAAGGACGAGGAGAUGUAAAGUUUGCAACUUGAAAAACAUACGCCAUGAGAGCAUGUAUGGCUGCACCGCCUGCCAUGUGAAUCUGUGCAAACGUUCUCGCUGCUUCUGGGAGUUCCAUGGUUUCCCAACUAACUAUCAAGGUAGUGCUAAAGUUGGAUUCGUUGACUCUAAGAGAUUUUGGAAAGUGACACAUUAUUUCCCUUCCAGGGACGGCACAGAGCCUGGACUUAAAUAUAAAACAGAAAUGUUGGAAAGAGGCCAGGCCAAAUCCUCAGUGGACAUCAGUAAUGUUUCACAGGGUGCCACUGCUGGCCAGGACGAAGACGUGGACCAAGAAAUGGCUCCUCUGGAAGACGAAGACACAGAAACAGACACUGAUACAGUUGAAAGCAGUGAGGAAGUCCCACAUCGAACAGUGGCUGGUGAGAAGGAAAAGGGACCACUAAACAAGCCAACACAGCCUGUGAAAAACAGAGAGGAGUCUCUGACUAUUCACCAGCGGCGAAUACUUCUCCUUGCACUAUGUGCUGGGAUCCAAAAAGCAGCUAAAGAGAUGGACACCAAACCCCAGCUCAUCAAGACCUGGAUUCAAGACAAAGAGGAACAGUUAAAUGAAUGCUGCAGCAGUAUCUGCGGAGAGGCUGUUGAUCGUCUAGUGGAGUGGGUUUUGACACAACGGGAACAGCAGCGUCCUAUCAAUGAGGCGAGAUUGUUUGAAAAAGCUUCAGAGCUUCAAAGCCAAACCAAUGAAACCAGUUCAUUCCGUAUUUCAUACGAGUGGGCUGUGAACUUCAUGAUGCAGCACCAACUGGGCUUGGAUACCUGUUUCACAGUACAAAGAGAACUCCCUAGUACCAUGGAAGAGAACUGUCGUUGCUUCACAGAAUUGGUGCACGGUGAAAUUAAGACCAACAACGUCCCACAGUGUGUCAUUGGGGUUAUGGACCAGCUUUCUGUGUUUGUGGACAUCAAUUUGUUGAAUGAGAAAAACAAAGUAAAAAGAGACACCGCUAUUCAGUUUACCGGGUCUGGGAAGCCUUUCGUAAAGAUUUACCUUGCAAUGCUUGCAAAUGGUACGAUGCUACCUGCAGCACUCUUCACGAGUCACACUACAAGCACACUGAGUAGCACACCAGACACAGUCCUGAUUAUGGCCAAAGAGGAAGGUUACAAGGCAACGGAAGAGCUAGAAGUUUGGGCCACCAAAGUGUGGAAACAGCAUCUCGACUCGCAGAAUGAGAACGAAGCACUGCUGGUUUUGGAUAGUCAUCAUUGCCAGACAUCUGAGUCCAUCAUUUCAACAGUCAGUAGCACCAAAACUUUCCUUCCAACCAUUCCGGCUGGUUGUACAUGCCGACAUCAACCUUUAGAGAUGUGCGUACGCCCUGUGCUCCAAAGGUUAUUUUUAACUCGUUGGGCACAAGAGCCUACAGAUUUAGUUCAGCCUAAAGACCUGAUGCAGCUUCUCGUCUCUUGGUUAGACAAGGCCAUGUCUUGCUUCUCUAGUAGGCCUGAAUUUAUUCAACAUUCAUUUUGCUUGGCUCAUCUGCUUCCGGAUCAGGAGACACAUACAGAUUUGCCUGGUACUUCAGUGGAGUUGUUAAAUAUACUCUCAGAGGCCACACUGGGACCAGAAGUAGUAGAUCUCGAUUCAGCAGAUGAAGAAGAGCCAAUGGACACCCAUUCUGUAGACAACGUAACUGAGAAAAUAGAUCUUACAGAGGAGCAAGAGGAUACGGAAAAUGAAAUGAACGAUGACAAAACAAAAAACACAGAACAACAAAAGGAAACAAAUGAAGAAUGUUUGGAUAUAGCAAGCGAGUCCACAGAUUUCUCACAUUCGUCGCCUGAGCAUGAGACCCCUUCACAUAAUUCUGAACCAGAUCAUUUGUCGGAAUCUGGUCUGGAUGCUAACACUGACCAAACGGAUUCAGCAAACAGGUGAUAUUUGAUCUACUAACAGACGCUGGUAGCUUUAACAGGACAGGCCUUGCUGAAUGUGACUGUGGUUAUUUACAGCCUAAUGUUUGGUGGCGUGAAGAUGGAAAAAAAACGUUUUUUAAUCUUAAAUACUGUAUAGAUUUAUAGGAUAGACAUUGCAUGAUUGGGAUUUGCUAAGUUUUUCUACCUACUUUUAUUUGGGUUGUUUAUUCAAUAGCAUACAUUAAUACAAAAGCUCCCAGUGGUCGACUUUUUUUGUCUGUUGACAGACAAUAUUUACUUCUAUUCCACAUUCUCUGGAAGUACAUCACAGGUUUUUGCCUGCUUAUUUCAGUUAUUUUGAAGGUGUAAUGGGAGAAGUUUCAGUUUGAUAAGCCAGCUGCGACCUCUAUUGAGUAGUUUGACUCAAGCAAGUGGGUAUUGGGUGGUUUGGUGAAAGCAUUGUUUGUUUAUUUUUUGUUGUUGUUGUUGUCCUGCUCCUCUUUUACGGUUCAUGUGUGUCCAACACAGGUUGAGUAUCAAAAAUCACGGAUUAAAUCUGUUAACAUUUGAAAUGAAGAACGAUACAAAUGCUGUUUUGAAUAAUUCUAUUUAAAAUUAUUUAUUCAAUGAUUGAUCGUAAAUUAUAGGCUAUUAUUCCAUAGCUUUACAGAGUCUGUUUGACAUCCACCCUUAUUACAUUUUAUGACAAUGCUAAAGUUCAGCUUGUAAUAUUGGUUGACAGAUUGGCUUACAGCACUUCCAUUUUGGUUAUUUAUGUAGAUACCAUAUACGUUUACCAUUGAGAGAGACUGUAGAGCAUUGAUAUCGAAUGGAGUGUGAUCACCGAGUAUACAUUCAGUACUGAUUUCAGCAUCUGAGUUUACUGUAGCGACCACAUGAUGGUGUCACUACACUCCAGGUGUCAUCCAUUGACAUUCAAUUCAAAAAGGUUCUGAAGUAUUCUGAAUUGGUGCAUUUCCAUGUUUGUAAAGGUGCGUACUUUGAUUUCGUCUCUGUUUGCUGCAGCAAUUUUGUGUAUAAUUUCUAUGUUGUGGGACUUCUUGUACAGUCUGAUUGCGAAGGUAAGUGGAUGUUUAUAGAAAUGAGGGUCUUUUGAAUGUGCUAUUUUGAUUAAACUGCAAAGAGGACUAAUGAAUAAUUGAUAAUUGAAGAAAAGGUGUUGCAUAUGUGACCCCAUUUUUUUUUGACAAUUUCUUGUGAAUAAAAUUUAAUAAACCAGGUGUGCGUAAA
Messenger RNA from Danio aesculapii, 7223 nucleotides. RefSeq names its product pogo transposable element derived with ZNF domain b (gene pogzb). Bases 175 to 5994 code for a protein of 1939 amino acids. The record is from RefSeq and is a predicted model, not a curated record. NCBI's taxonomy places the organism in Eukaryota, Metazoa, Chordata, Actinopteri, Cypriniformes, Danionidae. Gene Ontology annotation, molecular function: nucleic acid binding. The transcript has 21 exons.